AUGCGCAUCUUCGUCACCGGCUCCACCGGCUUCGUCGGCUCAGCCGUCGUCAAAGAACUGCUCUCCGCAGGACACCAAGUGCUCGGCCUAACCCGCAGCGACCUUGGAAUCAAACAGCUGGAAAACCAAGGUGCCGAAGCCCUGCAUGGCACCAUCGAGGAUCUCGAACUCCUCAAGAAGGCCGCCUCCGAAUGCGACGCCGUCAUCCACCUCGCCUUCGUCCACGACUUUGCCGACUUUGCCGGCUCCUGCGCCACGGACCGCGCCGCCAUCACCGCUAUGGGCUCCGUUCUGGCUGAGGCAGGCGGAGACCGCGCCCUGGUCAUCACCUCCGGCACGAUGCUGCUCCCGCGCGGCAAGCUAGGACAUGAGGACGAUGCGCCGGACAUGACUAACCCGAUGUCUGCGGCCCGCGGCCCCUCGGAGCAGGUGUGUCUCGACUUUGCCAAGCAGGGCGUGCGAGCCAGCGUUGUCCGACUUCCCCCUACGACACAUGGCCUUGGGUUCUCGGGCUUCAUGGGUCCGUUUGUGACAGUCGCCCUGCAGAAGGGUAUCGCGGUGUAUGUGGGCGACGGCCAGAACCGCUGGUGUGCUGGGCACCGUGACGACGCGGCUAGGUUGUUUCGGCUUGCAGCGGAGAAGGCCACGCCUGGGUCGAUCUUCCAUGCGGUGGGUGAGGAGGGUGUGCCGACGAAGGAGAUUGCGAUUGCAGCCGGGAAGCAGCUGGAUAUACCUGUUGUCAGUAUCCCGCCGGAGAAGGCAGAGGAGCAUUUCGGCUGGUUCUGGUUCGGUGCCGCAGCUGAUAAUGUGGCCUCGAGCGCGAAGACGAGAGAGCGGUUGGGGUGGACUCCUGAGGGGGCGACAUUGAUGGAAGAUAUCCCGGCUAUUGUUGACUUUAUGAAGUCUCAGGCAGCGUGA
Molecule: messenger RNA, 918 nt
Organism: Aspergillus pseudoviridinutans
Lineage: Eukaryota; Fungi; Ascomycota; Eurotiomycetes; Eurotiales; Aspergillaceae
Product: SDR family oxidoreductase
Exons: 1
Coding region: 1-918 (305 amino acids)
Source: RefSeq, a predicted model, not a curated record